AUGCCAGAAGAUAAGGAGCAAAUUAGGAAACGAGCUAGUUACAAGGGACAAAUAACAGCUUUUUCAAAUUAUUUAAAUUCACUGAAGGUAUCUUCAUUGGCUGCUACUGAGGUAAAUGAGUUGCAAUUACGUAUUAGUAGGAUUGAGUCAAUGUAUGAACGAUAUGAUGAGGUACAAUUAUCCAUCGAGUGUAAUACUGAUAAUAUAGACGCCCAGAUAUCAGAACGAACUGAUUUUGAAUCCCUGUAUUUUAAAUCGCUUUCUCUUGCAAAAAGGAUCUUAGCAGAUUGCAUUAAGUCAGAUGACGUAAGCAGUGACGGUGGCUCUCAUUCCGGCAAUCAUAAAUUUGUUAAACUGCCCACUAUUCAACUACCUAAAUUUAAUGGUUCUUAUGAUAAUUGGUUAGAGUUUCAUGACACGUUCAUGAGCCUCAUACAUUCAAAUGACGAGAUAGAUGACAUAAAUAAGUUUCACUAUCUGAGAGCGUCGUUGGAAGGGCCCGCUGCUGUGGUAAUACAGUCAAUCGAAUUCUCGGCAGCUAAUUACACCGUCGCAUGGACUAUAUUAUGUGAUAGAUAUGAUAAUAAAAGACUACUAAUUCAAAAUCACGUGACAGCCUUAUUUAAUAUAGCACCAAUUAAUAAAGAAUUGUCUGUCAACUUAAAACGUCUUAUUGACCAAAUAAAUAAAAAUUUACGUGCACUAGAAUCUCUCGGUGAGCCAACUAAACAAUGGGACACACUUCUCAUUCAUAUUAUUACUCAAAAAUUAGAUGCUAAGACAUAUCGUGAAUGGGAAGAGUCUAAAGGUCGUUUGGAGAAAGAUACACCUAUUACGUUCGAUAUAUUUUUGAUGUUUUUAAAAAAUCGAGCCGAUUUAAUCGAAACACUAGAAAUGUCUAAUUCUGGUGCUACUAACCGUUUAAAUUCUUCUAUAAAAUAUGCUCCAAAAGUUAAGGCAAUGGUUUCAGUGCGGGAUACCGGUAAUAAAAACGGUUCGGCCUUUUCCGCCAAACUGUGUCCUAAAUGUAAGGGUGACCAUAAGUUAAGCAGUUGUCCUCAGUUUCUUGGAUUAAGUAACGAUGUGCGUCUACAGUUACUGCCAGAGUAUAAAGUAUGUUUCAAUUGUCUUAAUUCAGGACAUUAUGCAAAUCACUGCAAAAAGCCAGGAUGCAAAAUAUGCCACCGAAAGCAUAACACUCUCGUGCACGUCGCAGAUUACCAGUCAAAACCAAUUACAGAUAUUAAGGCCUUAACAGUGGUUGAAAUGCCUAAAUCUAGGAUAUUUAACCUUAAUACAUCUAACACGAGUAGUGGUAAUAAUAAGCCCGUUAUGCAAGGUCAUUUCGAACAAACAAACAGUUCGACAGGCUCACAGUUGUCAUCCAAUUCUAACGCACAUCUGUCAUUAUCCGCAAAGGUAGGCACUGCAUCGUGUAGUGAACAAGGCGACGUAUUGUUAUCGACGGCAUUAAUUAAAGUUAUAGGUAAGAAUGGUUGUCCAUAUAUUGCUCGUGCUAUUCUUGAUAGUGGCAGUAACGCUUGUUUAAUAACUGAAGAGUUAUAUCAAAGGCUAGGUUUGCCCGCUCAAAAUGUAAAUCAGUCGGUAGUCGGUAUUAAUAAUGCUUCGGCACACAUCAAGAAGAUUUGUAAGGUAUCGAUAAAAUCAUUGAAUGAUAACUUCUCUAGUAAUCUUCAUUGUUUUGUCCUACCAUCAAUAACCCAAAAUGUACCUACUAGAUAUGUUAAUUUGUCAAACUUAAAAAUUCCAUCUAAUAUUUCUCUGGCAGAUCCUAAUUUUCACUCACCUGCUCCCGUUGACAUGCUUAUAGGUGCUGAUGUCUUUUGGGACUUAAUAGGAACGCAGAGAUUAAAAUUAGGGGACGGUCAGCCGAUUCUUUGUGAAACUAGCUUAGGAUGGUUAGUAUCAGGUCCGAUAGAUUAUAGAUAUGUAAAGAAAGGGGUUAACUUUAUUAAAUGUAAUUUUACAAGAAUAUUUCAAGAUGAGGCUAGUAAAGAUUUAGAUGAAGAUAUACAAAAACAAUUAGUACGCUUCUGGCACCUCGAAGAGGUAAGCCCUGCGUCUCUUUAUUCAAACGAAGAAAAAUUAUGCGAAGAACACUUUUUAAAAAACACCACGCGACUGGCAAAUGGUCGAUUUUGCGUGAGGAUACCCUUAAAACAUAAUCCUGACGUAUUAGGUGAUUCUUGGCCACGAGCUAAAAAGUGUUUACUAUCGCUAGAGCGCAGGUUAGCAGGUCAAUCUCAGGUCUAUGAAAUGUAUAAAGAAUUUAUGUCAGAGUAUGAAAGUCUGGGUCAUAUGGAGAAAUGUGAUAAUGAUAAUUUACCACGUAAGAUGCAUUUUAUACCACAUCACGGUGUGCUUCGGGAAAGUAGUACUACUACUAAAUUAAGAGUCGUUUUCAAUGCUAGCAGUCCGACUUCUUCGGGUGUUUCCUUGAAUAAUAUACAGAUGGUAGGUCCCGUGGUACAGGACGACCUUUUGUCCAUUCUUUUACGCUUUCGGCUACACAAAUACGUUCUCACAGCUGAUGUUGAGAAAAUGUACCGGAAAAUAGUCAUUCAUCCCGAUGACCGCUAUUUGCAACAAAUUGUCUGGCGUGAUAACCCUUCAGAACAGCUUCAAGCUUAUCAACUUAACACCGUGACUUACGGCACCUCUAGUGCUCCCUUUUUGGCAACUAGGUGCCUCCAACAAUUAGGCUUAGAGUGUACCGAUGACAAGGUUGCUCAAGUGAUCAUUCACGAUUUUUACGUUGAUGACUUGCUAACGGGAGGGGAUGAUAUUAACGAGGUUACAGAUUUGCGCCGUAAAGUGACUUCCACACUUGCAUCAGCUCAUAUGGUUUUGCGAAAGUGGAAGUCGAAUGAAUCUCAACUGGUUAGUGAAAAUGAUAUUUCUCCGCUUGAUUUGAAUAUUGGUGGCUUUGAACCGACUAAAACUUUAGGCCUUGGUUGGCAAUCACAUACUGACGAACUUUGUUUCCCUAUAGGAGGGCUAUUCUCAGGUAGAACAAAGCGUGAUAUGUUAUCUGUGAUUUCUCAGAUUUUUGAUCCACUAGGACUUCUAUCUCCCUGUGUAAUUAAGAUGAAAAUGCUUCUUCAACAGUUGUGGCUGCUCAAGCUGUCAUGGGAUGAGCAGUUGACGCCAGAAAUCAGCAAGAUGUGGGCUGAGAUAAUAGUCGAUUUACCUAAAUUAAAUACUCUACGUAUUCCACGUCGUGUUAUUUGUGACUCGCCUAGUUUGUUUGAAUUUCAUAUUUUCUCGGACGCUUCUGAGCGAGCAUAUGGCGCCUGUUUAUAUGUGCGUAGUGUUAAUGAUCAGGGUGAGGUUUUAAUUCAAUUAUUGAUGGCGAAAAGUCGUGUCGCGCCGCUUAAACCUAUAACAAUCCCAAGACUGGAACUUUGUGGUGCACUUGUUGGAGCUCGCCUUUACCAAAAGGUUGUAGCAUCGCUGAGACAACAGGCUAAGCGCACUUUCUUUUGGACAGAUUCGUCCAUCGUGUUAGGAUGGUUAAAGGUGUUACCUAGCAAGCUACAACCCUUUGUCAGAAAUAGGGUUGCUGAAAUAUUAGAGACGACUGGAAAUUGCGAGUGGAGGCAUGUCCCAACAGAGUGUAAUCCGGCCGAUCAUAUUUCUCGCGGUGUGAGUUGUAAGGAUAUUUCAUCCAUGAGUAAGUGGUGGUCAGGACCUGAAUUUUUAAAGAAAGAGGUCUCUCACUGGCCUGCAAAUUUCUUAAGUAUUAAUCACGAGUUGCCUGAGAUUAAAUCGUCAAAUGUUAUCCUCCACGGAAUACUUCAUUCUAGCAACAAUGAAGAUUUAGGUGGGAAUAAAUUAAUUGAAUUUAAACGCUUUUCUAAAUAUACUAGAUUAAAUCGGACCGUUGCUUAUGUGCUGCGUUUUAUUAAUAAUUGUAGAAAGCAAUCCGUUCACGGUCCUCUAAGCAAUCAAGAGUUGCAAACCGCACUCAAUGUUAUUAUAAGAAUAUCCCAGAGUGAAUCAUUUGAGGAAUACACCAUGUUAAUUAAAAAUAAAAGUUUACCCACUAAAAGUCCGUUGCAUAAAUUUAAUGUAUUUCUCGAUGAUAAUAAAAUAAUGCGUGUUGGAGGGCGUCUUGAAAAUUCCGAUUACUGUUAUGAGAAAAAACAUCCCAUACUUAUACAGUCCACUCAUUAUUUUACCAAAUUGCUCUUCAAUUAUGAGCACAUAAGGUUAAUGCACGCGGGACCACAGCUAAUGUUGGCCACUAUAAGAGAGAUGUACUGGCCGAUUAGAGGUCGUAAUUUGGCCAGAUCUUGUUAUCGACAAUGUGUAAGAUGUAAUAGAAUGAAAGGAAAAACCAUCUCUCCAAUAAUGGGCAACCUACCACACCAACGCAUCCUUUCUGGUUUUCCAUUUCAAAAUAUUGGACUAGACUAUGCGGGACCAAUUCAAUCUGUUUCUCGCCAUGGCCGUGGUUGUAAAAUUGUAAAGGUGUAUAUAGCUAUUUUUAUUUGCUUCGCGACUAAGUCAAUUCAUCUUGAAUUAGUGGGUGAUUUAACUAGCAAUACCUUCAUAUUAGCUUUGCGCAGAUUUAUGUCUAGAAGAGGGAAACCUCUUAAUAUUUAUUCGGAUAAUGGUACCUCCUUUGUAGGCGCAUACAAUGACAUUUCAAAAUUUAUUAGGACGUAUUGUAAUUCUUUAUCUGAGGUAAUGGCAAAUGAAGGAAUUAAUUUCCAUUUCAUACCGCCUUAUUCUCCCCAUUUUGCUGGGCUUGCGGAGGCUGGUGUCAAAUGCAUUAAAUAUCAUUUAGUUAGAGUGCUGGGCAAUUGUAAUGUGACUUACGAGGAACUAAAUACCACAUUAAUACAAAUUGAGGCUAUACUUAACUCCAGACCACUCACACCUUUGUCAACGAAUCCUGAAGACUUGCUACCACUAACGCCCGGUCAUUUUUUGAUUGGACGCCCCUUGACUUCCUUGCCGACACCAGACUAUAAAGAUCAUUCCGUAAGCUCUUUAACCCGAUUUCAACGAAUAGAACAAUUACGUCAACAUUUUUGGGCUAGAUGGAGCAAGGAAUAUAUAUCAGAGCUUCAACUGCGAAUGAAAUGGCGUUCCUGUAAAGGCUCUUUGAAGUUAAAUUCACUGGUACUCCUAAAAGAGGAGAAUUCACCGCCAUUAAAGUGGAAGAUGGGUCGCAUCGUCGCAGUCCAUCCAGGCUCGGACGGCGUAUCAAGGGUGGCGGAUAUCAAAACAUCGACUGGUAUAGUUCGCCGAUCAUUUAGCAAAAUUUGUCCGCUUCCUGAACCUGAAGAAUCUGGUUGA
This is a messenger RNA of Parnassius mnemosyne (clouded apollo), 5328 nucleotides long. The record is from the annotation of a GenBank genome assembly. NCBI's taxonomy places the organism in Eukaryota, Metazoa, Arthropoda, Insecta, Lepidoptera, Papilionidae.